AUGACGCUCUCGAGCUCCGAGUCAAGUAUUUUUAGCGAAACAGACGACGAUAGUUACAAUGAAGAAGACUACACUUAUAAUAGAGAGGAAAAUAUAAAGAACAUAAAAAUCUAUAAUAAAAUAAUAAUAAAAUUAUUUUUAAAAAAUCGAAAAUAUUAUGAACAAAUAAAAAGCAUUGCAUUAGGAUAUAUAAGUAAAAUAGAAGAUAUUGAAUUUUGUAAUGUGCAAAACAAUGAACAGGACAGAAACGAGCAUAUAUAUAAUUUUUAUUUUGAUGCACAUGAUGCUAUUGAAUAUGGAGAGAACAAAUUAAUAUAUUACUUGCAAAAUAGUUAUCAUAAGUUUAUGGAUGUGAUAAACAAUUAUUCGAUUCCUCUUUUUUUUCGGAUUAUCUUUCUUAGUUGUUACUUUGAAUUCUUGAAUAAUGAAGAAAAUGAAAGAAACGAUUAUGAUGACAAUCAAAAUUGUGGUGAAAAUCAAAACUAUGGUGAAAAUCAAAAUUGUGGUGAAAAUCAAAAUUAUGGUGACAAUAAUAUUUGUAAUGAAAACGAAGUAAAACAAAGGGAUGAAGAAAAUAAUAAAGAUAAUAACAACAAUUUUGAUAGUAAUGUUUUACAUUUUCAUAAUAUGACUACAUCUCCUUCUAAAUGUCUUAAGGAAGGUUUUGAAUUAUUUAGAACAAACGAAAAUAAUAUGUAUGAAAAACAAAAUGAACAAUUUUGGCGCGAUAAGAAUGAGGAAUAUGAUAAUAUAUACAAUGAAAUAUAUUUUAAUGAUAAAGAUAGUAUAAAUAAUGAUGAUACGAAACAAAAAGAAACAACCACAUUAGACCAUGUAAGAAAGGAUAAGGUUAAAGAAAAUGAUAUGGAUUAUUUUUUUAAUAAUUUUAUAGAAUAUGAUUUUUGUAAAGAUAAUAAUGUUAUGGAACAAAUAGAUUUAUAUAGUUCAUGUUUAAUUAAAGGUAUUUUAUAUUCUUAUAUGAAAUAUAGUUUUUUAAAAAAAGAAGAAAUAAAAUUAAAAAUAAAUAAUUGUUUGAAAAUGAUAUUUGUUCGACAUAAUAUAAAGAUUAAAUGCCGACUAAUUAAUAUACCUUACUUACAUGAUAUUCAUAUAAAUAAUAUACAAGAAAUUGAGAAUAAGCAUAUUGGUAAAUUUAUAAGUACAGAGGGUAUUAUAACAAGAGUAGGAGAGAAGAAAAUAUUGGAAGAAAGUAAAAAAUAUAGAUGUAUGAAAUGUGACUAUGUAAUUAAAAAGAACGCUGCUCCUGAGUUAUAUUAUAACACGGAAACGUUUUUUCGAUGUCCUAAUAUUAUUGUAAAUACGAAAAAAAUGGCCUCUGGUAUUUUGUACGAUAUAAAUGAUAAAAUAACGAAUGAAUUUAUCACUAGACAAAUGGAUAAGAAUAAAAAGAAAGAUGACAAUGUCGAUGAUAAUUUUCAGGAUGAUAAUGAUAAUAAUAAUGAUAAUAAUAAUAAUGAUAAUAAUAAUGAUAAUAACAAUCAUAAUAAUAAUCAUAAUAAUAAUAAUGAUAAUAAUAAUAAUGAUAAUCCUCUUUAUAGUAAUAGAACUAUGCAAAAUGAGAAAGGGAUAUAUGUUAAAAAAAUAUGCAAUAGCACCAAUUUCGAAUUUAUGGAGAAUGAAAUUAAGAGGGUCGAUUAUCAAGAAAUAAAAAUAAAAGAAACUAGUAAGUCGAAUAUACCCUAUUCUAUAACGGUUGUACUUUUAGAAAAUUUAGCUGGAAAAUAUCACCCAGGAAAAAAUGUUAUUAUCAACGGUAUUGUUUUAAGAAGAUGGAAGAGGUUGUAUAAAGAUAUAAGAUGUGAUUCUGAAUUAUUUAUUGAGGCCAAUUAUAUCGAAAUAAAGGAAUUAGAACAGGUCAAAAUAAAAGAAAUAUCUUUGGAUGAUGAUUUUUCUAAAUAUAUUAAUUCUAUUGUGAGCAAGACAUGUUUGCAUGAUCAACAAGAUAUGUGUUAUGAGAAUCAGGGAUUUAUUGAAAAUGCAUCAUGUGAGGGAAAUGAUAAUUUGUGCGAGGAGAUGGGAUACAACAUGUGUAAUAAUAAGAGGGGUGAUACAAAUGGUGUUAAUAAAAACAUUUGUGAUAGUAAAGGGGACGACUCGUCCAUUUUGAAGGACAUAAAUACACUUGGUCAAAAUGACAAGUAUAAUCCUAUCAACACAAGAUUAAUUACACAAAAUAUGAAGGAAAAAAAUGAACAUAUAAAAAAUUUGCAGCUCAAUAAUAUAGGUUUUACACAUUUAAAUAGUGUAGAUAAAAGACAGAAUAUUUUUGAAAAAUAUUGGUUUUUUUUUAAAAAUAAUAAAAUAGAAGGGAAAAAAUAUAUUUGUGAAAGUAUAUGUCCAAAUUUGUAUAAUUGCAAAUUGUCUAAAUUAUCGAUAUUACUUGUUUUAAUAGGUGGGAACAAGAUAAAUAAUGAGUAUGAUUCUUUUUAUCACGAAAAUAAUAAGUGGACUAAAUAUUUUAGUAAGAAUUAUAAGAAGAGUAAAAAGAAAAGCAGUACAAUAAAAAAUGUAAGGAAUAAUAUUAUAAAUAUGAAUGAAGAGAAUGAAAUGGUCGAGGAUUCUCUAGAAGAAAUGGAUGAAAAAAAAACAAGAAAAGAAAAAGAAUAUGAAAUAAACAAAAAUGAUAUAUGUCAAAAAAAAAAUAUGUACACCUUGUAUGAAACAAACAACAUAUCUAAUAUAAAAUAUGGUCUAAUGGAAAGUACUAAGGAGAAGAGAAAAAGGAAGCAAAAGCAAAAGCAAAAGCAAACAAAAUUUGAACCAGAUAAUUGUGAUAAAAGAACCCUGUGUCAUUUAUUAUUAGUUGGUGAUCCAGGUACAGGUAAAUCACAAUUAUUAAAAGAAGUACAAAAAUUAAGUAACAUAUGUGUGAACGUGUCAGGAAUGUUUUGUACUACAGCAGGAUUAACAUGUGCAGCUAUUAAAGAAGGAAAUAGUUUCAUGUUAGAAAGUGGUGCAUUAGUAUUAGCUGAUAAUGGAGUUUGUUGUAUUGAUGAAUUUUGUUUAAUGAAGAAUGAAAAUAAGAAUGCUAUUCAUGAAGCUAUGGAACAAUUAAGUAUUUCAGUAGCAAAAGGAGGAAUAGUAGAUAAAUUAAAUUGUAGGUGCACAAUAAUUGGUGCUUCAAAUUUUGAGAUAAAUAAAGAUAUGAAAGGAAAUUUAUCUAACUAUGAUAGUAAGGUUAUUAUAAUUAACUUAUCUUAUGCUUUGCUUAGUAGGUUUGAUUUGGUGGUUAUAGCUGAAGAUAAUAGUCAAAUAGAUUAUAAAAUAGCGGAUUAUAUUUUAUCUCAAGAUGUGGAGGUAAAAAAGGGUCUUGACAAUGAAGAUGAUAAUCAUAAUAAUAUGAAAAAUAAUGUGAAUUAUAAUAUUAACAAUUGUAAGAGUAAUAAUACGUGUAAUAAUUAUAAGGAGACUAGCCACAUGGGAAACUUACCCGAAGGUUGUAUGAACAAUGGACAUAAAAAAUUAAAUGAAAAUAUUUCACAUAAUGAACAUGUAGCACGUGACAAGAUGAUAUUAUCUCCUUUCAAUUCAGACCAUGGUAAUCGAGGCAAAUUUGGAAAAAAAAAUAAAAUAACAUGGCCAAGUGAAAAAUUAAAAGAAUAUAUUAAUUAUGUGAAGAAUGGUUAUUUCCCAAAUUUUGAUAAAAGUUCGAAAUUAAUAUUAAUUACAUACUAUUCAACAUUAAGAAAAUAUAACAAUGGUGAUAAUGGAACGACUGUGCGAACCUUAGAAAGUUUAAUAAGAUUAAGUGAAGCACAUUCGAAAUUGAUAUUAAAUAAAAAAGUAACAUCCGAUGAUGUAAUAAAUAUUAUAUUGUUAGUUGAAUUGAGUUUACGAGGAUAUCAAAUAGCUAUUCGCACGAAUGCCAAUAAUAUAUUAAUAGCAAGAACAGGUAUAUUAGAAAAUUCUGCAUAUUUAUUACAAACAUAUAACAGUAAUUAUAAUACGUUCUAUUGCUUAGAUGACGUUUUGUUUGAUGAUUCUUUAUAUAUUUACUUUAAAAAUAUUAUUCUGGAAAAAUUACAUUUACAAGAAGAUAAUGGGAAAAUUCAUAAAAUGUUGUGA
Messenger RNA from Plasmodium gaboni, 4086 nucleotides. RefSeq names its product putative DNA helicase MCM9. Lineage: Eukaryota; Apicomplexa; Aconoidasida; Haemosporida; Plasmodiidae. The transcript has a single exon. Gene Ontology annotation, biological process: double-strand break repair via homologous recombination. Gene Ontology annotation, cellular component: MCM complex; nucleus. The record is from RefSeq and is a predicted model, not a curated record. Gene Ontology annotation, molecular function: single-stranded DNA binding; ATP binding; single-stranded DNA helicase activity. Bases 1 to 4086 code for a protein of 1361 amino acids.